CUCCUAGCUUGCAGCCUUUUCUCCUCACCGGCGCCGUGAGCAGGCCCGACGAUGGACCGGCUGGCAAGCGCAUGCGACUGGUUGUUGAUGACCGUCACGGGCGCAGUCGCCAUUAGCCAUGCCGUCUUGAAAUUCACACUAGAUUUGCUGGUUUUUCUGACCCAUCAAAGAAGUGCAAGCCAACACAGCCAACAUUUGUGCGACGUCAUCACAGAUGGCUUUCGCAGCCUCUUGGCGGAGUUCACGCAUCUCGUAGAGCUGCUGGAUCGUUACCUCAUGAGCAUCAACCAAUUUGUUGUAUUUCUCGCAUUCUUCGUCGUCGUUCUUCCCUUGAUCAUGUUUGUCCUGCUCCUCGGCUUUGUGCUCCUCAUCGCAGCCGCCAUAAUCGUUGCUGGCGCCUCAGCCAUCUGCCUUGUCGUCGAUGUCAUCGUCAUCUUCACUCGAGAGAAUAGCAAUGUCGCCGAGCCACCUCCACAGCCAGCUAUCAACUUUGAAGAUUUGCCAGGGAACAAGCGCUCAGGAAGCAUACUUUUGAUACUUGUCAUCAUCCUGGGUACUUACUUUGGAGAAACUAAUCGCAAGCUCGGUGGAAGUUGUCGGUCAGAUCGAUGCUAACUGCAUGUCGGGGCUGUCUUGCUGCAAUUGGGAUGGCUGCGUUCGCCAAAAGUGCGUCCAAACAACGGUUGCCAGCCCGUUUGACACAAUUGACACAUCUCUGCCGUUCAACAAAUAUGCCUUCCUGACGACACACAACUCAUUUUCAAUAACCGGAGUCACACGCUUGACGUUCUACAACCAGGAAGAUUCAGUCACCGAUCAACUGAAUAAUGGUGUCCGUGCGCUGAUGCUGGAUGUGUACGACUUCAGGGACGACAUAUGGUUGUGCCACUCGUUAGGAGGGACGUGCUACGAUCUCACUGCCUUCGAACCAGCCAUACAUACACUGAGGGAAGUUGAGGCGUUUCUGCUGAGAAACCCAUCAGAGAUCGUGACACUGAUUCUUGAGGACCACGUCUCUUCUCACCAGGGAUUGACCAAGUUAUUCAAUAAGACAGGCCUUGGCAAGUACUGGUUUCCUGUACCAAAUAUGCCCCAAAAGGGUGAGGACUGGCCAAUCGUCAGCGACAUGAUCAAGCACAACCACCGGUUGCUCGUGUUUACCUCCAACAGAUCUAAGGAAUUGACCGAAGGAAUUUCCUACCAAUGGAACUACAUGGUUGAAAACCAAUGUAAGCUUCAAGUUCUAAUACUAGGUCAUCGAUCAUAAUAGAUGCUUGGAAAAGAAAUACUCCCUCGGUAUCUAAAUAGAUGUUGCCGUUGACUUUUUGUCAUGAGUUUGACCACUCAUUUUAUUUUCAAAAAAUUUGUGCAAACAUAUAAAUACAUAAACCAUGCUUAAAGUACGUUGAUGAUGAAGUGAGUUAUACAUAAGAUUUUUGAAAUUGACAAAAAAAAUUGAAUAAAAUGAGUGGUCAAAAUCGUGAUAAAAAGUCAAUAGCAACAUCUAUUUAGAUACGAAGGGAGU
Messenger RNA from Panicum virgatum (switchgrass), 1525 nucleotides. Its product is annotated as PI-PLC X domain-containing protein At5g67130-like. Gene Ontology annotation, molecular function: phosphoric diester hydrolase activity. The transcript is spliced from 6 exons. The record is from RefSeq and is a predicted model, not a curated record. Bases 620 to 1267 code for a protein of 215 amino acids. Gene Ontology annotation, biological process: lipid metabolic process. Lineage: Eukaryota; Viridiplantae; Streptophyta; Magnoliopsida; Poales; Poaceae.